Molecule: messenger RNA, 1417 nt
Organism: Galeopterus variegatus (Sunda flying lemur)
Lineage: Eukaryota; Metazoa; Chordata; Mammalia; Dermoptera; Cynocephalidae
Gene: VPS8
Product: vacuolar protein sorting 8 homolog (S. cerevisiae)
Exons: 8
Coding region: 24-863 (279 amino acids)
Biological process (GO): endosomal vesicle fusion; protein targeting to vacuole
Cellular component (GO): CORVET complex; late endosome; HOPS complex
Source: RefSeq, a predicted model, not a curated record
UCUGGUUUCCAUUACUAGAGGCAAUGAUGGCCCCCCAGAAGCUGUCCAGUUCCUCUGCACCUCAUCUACACUCUGAAGCUUUGAAAUCUUUGACCAUGCAAGUUCUGAACAGCAUGGCAACAUUUAUUGCCCUUCCAUCAAUCUUGCAAAGAAUCUUACAGGAUCCAGUUUAUGGAAAGGGAAAACUCGGAGAAAUCCAGGGACUUAUUUUGGGAAUGUUAGAUACCUUUAACUAUGAACAAACUCUGCUGGAAACAACAACUAGCCUUCUAAACCAAGAUCUCCAUUGGUCAUUGUGUAAUUUGAGAGCUUCGGUCACUAGAGGACUGAAUCCCAAACAGGAUUACUGCUCUAUAUGUUUGCAGCAGUACAAGAGACGCCAAGAAAUGGCUGAUGAAAUUAUUGUCUUUAGCUGUGGUCAUCUGUAUCAUUCAUUCUGUCUACAAAACAAAGAAUGCACCAUAGAAAUUGAGGGCCAAACAAGAUGGUCAUGCUACAAAUGCAGCUCAAGUAACAAAGUAGGAAAACUAAGUGAAAAUUCAUCUGAAAUUAAAAAGGGGAGGAUAACCCCAUCACAGGUGAAAAUGUCUCCAUCAUCUCAUCAAUCCAAAGGUGAUCCUGCUGCUAAGAAGGCAACCUCAGAACUUGUUCUGGAUCCACAGCAAGUCCAAGCAUUUGAUCAACUUUGCCGUCUGUACAGAGGAAGUUCCAGGUUGGCUCUCCUUACAGAACUCUCUCAGAAUCGCAGCAGUGAGAACUACAGGCCAUUCAGUGGCUCCCAGAGUGGUCCUGCUUUCAACAGCAUCUUCCAGAAUGAGAACUUCCAGCUGCAGCUCAUUCCCCCUCCUGUGACUGAGGACUGAAGCCUCCUGGGGCCUGACCCUGGCAACCCAGAGACGAUCCCAAGACAGCUGGGGCUAGGCCCCUUUUCUCUGACUAGCUUGGCCUCCACUGCUUCCCACACUUCUAGGCAGAGGUUCCAGGUUGGACUUCUGUGCCCAGGGCUUCCACACCCACCAUUCCCAAUGGACACUCCUGUCUCUUCCAUAGGAUUGUCACAGCAUCAGUUCACCAGACUGGUUGAUUCUGUUUUGCUUGUUAAGCAAAGGAAUGCCACAUACCUCCAUCCAGCUUUUUAGGAAAUACAUUUUGUCUUUUGAGACUUUUUCUUGUUACCCCUGAAGCCCAGAGAGUAGACGGAGCUCAUGCUGAUGGCAUUCAAGAGUCUGUCAUGCCACGUCUCCUCAGCUGGUGAGCAGCAUGGAGGAAUUUCAUCUUCAAAGUGCUUGGCCAGGCUGCAUUAUAACUGAAACAUGCAUUGGAGAGAGCAAAGAACCUACGGGGGCUGGGAACAACUCCCUUUUGAUGUGUUUAUGUUAACUUUUAACAAUAAAUGCUUCUGUGUUUAAGUUCUGCA